Molecule: messenger RNA, 1941 nt
Organism: Seminavis robusta
Lineage: Eukaryota; Bacillariophyta; Bacillariophyceae; Naviculales; Naviculaceae
Source: the annotation of a GenBank genome assembly
AUGGUUCGUCGAAUCGUAUUCUCGUCCCUACUCUUGCUGCUGCAUUUUCCCACUUUGCAGGCACAAGUCGACAUGGAUGAUGCCUUGGACGGUGGUGGCGGGUUCGAUGAUGAUGCUGAUCUGGAAGCCCGCUGCAUGGGGACGGAUUGGGUCACGGCUGAUGCCUCCUGCGAAUAUCCUACCUGGGUAGUGGACGGAGAAUGCGAUCAGCCCGUGUGCGCCGAUUGUUUCGACUGCGAUCCGUGUCGCGAAUACAGCUACACCAGCUGCGAUGAUUGCACCGCGGAAGGAUGCUUUUGGUGUCCCGGUGAUGCUUUGUGUUCCAGCCAGACGCCCGAUCAAACAUACUUUGAUCUAUACAACAAGAUUACUUCCUGUCCCGCACAAACGGAUUGGCAAAACACCUGCUCCACCAGCCAGAACCAGUCCGAUACCAAUGUAUUCAAUGAUCCACUGUAUGAUGCUUGGAAACAAAUCUAUCAACUUGUCAAUGUGGAGGAAGUGUGGAAACGAGGGAUCACUGGAGCUGGAAUUCAUGUUCGUGUCAACGACGAUGGAGUGGACGCAACCCACGCAGAAUUCGCCGAACGCUUUGAUGUGACCAACUCGUGUGAUAGAUACCUUCCAGAAGAUGUCGACCCGUUGGAUGGAAAACCAGAUGAACAUGGCACGACCUGUGCCAGUAUCAUUGGCGCUCAAGCCGACAACAAUCAAUGUGCUUCAGGCAUUGCUCCUGGAGUCACAAUCUCUUCCUGCGUUUUAGAUAGUGACAUUUCGGAUGAGAAUGAAGCUGAUUUAAUCCUUACCAAAAUGGAUGUGGUGGAUAUUUCAUCCAACAGCUAUGGACCUAACAGCUAUUGUGCCAAUGGAAAUCUCAUGGCAGAAGCUUGCGAAACAGCAAUUAUCGAUUAUUGCUCGGUCCACUACGAGUUGGAUAACCUUGCCUGUGCUGAGUACCUUGACCUGUACACGGAUUGUGAAUAUCAUGUCUUGCCCCCGGAAUUAGACACUGCCUACACUGAAGCUGUGCUCAAUGGUCGCAAUGGUCUCGGAACCAUCAUUGUGUUUGCGGCGGGAAAUGAACAAACUGUUGGGGCAGAUGUCAAUGGCAUUGGAUAUCACAACAGCCGACUUACAAUAACCGUUGGUGCUACCGGGAAACGAGGUAUUCACACUUCCUACUCCAACACUGGCGCCGCCGUGCUGGUUACCGCACCAGGCGGUGACGAGGAGUACAUCACGAACACCGUUGUGGCCAAGCCAGAUGGGGGGUGCCUCGACUCUGGAGAAGGAACCAGUUAUGCCGGCCCUCUCGUAGCUGGUGUGGUCGCUUUGAUGUUAGAAGCAAGCAACAACACACUGGGAUGGCGGGAUGUUCAAGCAGUCUUGGUCUCCACUUCACAGAAGAUGGAAGAAGAUUCGGAAGAUUGGACAGCGAAUGGGGCAGGGUACAACCACUCGUAUGCCUAUGGGUAUGGUGUUGUCGACGCAGCAGCUGCUGUAAAUGCUUCCAUGGAUUGGGUGAACUUUGGCCCAGAGGAACAAAUCUUGGUGCAGUCAGAAAUACUGGACGUUCCCAUUGUCGACGAUUCUUCAGAAAGUGUCACGUCCACCCUAACCGUGCCCAGCAACCCUGAUUUUGUCACCGAGUCGGUUGUCAUCUACUUGGACGUUUUUCAUCAAAAGCGUGGUGACUUGUUGGUGGAACUAGUGAGCCCCUCUGGCACUGUUUCCGUUUUGCAUCCAGGACAACGCCCUGAAUCCACAGAGCUAGAAAGUGAUGAAAGAUGGAAACUCAUGACGGUGAGGAACUACUUUGAGAAUCCUUCGGGGGAAUGGAAGCUUACGAUCACAGACAUAGAAGCGGGUCCUGGCGACACAGGGGACGACGGGGAUCUUUUGCGGAGUUGGAGAAUGGUGGUGUACGGGCAUUUAGUGUAA